UCGCUUGCUAACAGUAGGACACAGAAUAACCCGGUAGUAGAAUCUACUCCCGAUGAGAACUGAUCCUUACCGAAGGCUGCUGGAGCCGGUUCCUGGAGGACCCCCUGCCAUCAGGAUGUCCUCAGCCGUCCAGCGCCAGGAGACGGUUCUCCACGAAGCCCUCCUGACCCACUUUAGGGAGAACAAGGUGGAGAUCGCGAACGCGGUCACCAAGCCCUUCCCCUUCCUCGAGAGCCUCCGGGACCGCGCCCUCAUCACCGACAAGCUCUACGACGAUUCUCAAGAAGCCUGUAGAAACCUGGUUCCUGUGGGGAGAGUGGUGUAUUUUAUUCUCUGCCAAAUUGAGAAGACGUUCGAUCCGUCACUACUACAAGCCCUGUUCAGCAGGGUUCAUCUGAAGGAGUAUCCUGAUUUAAUUCAAGUUCAUAGAAGCUUCAAAAAUGUGAUCCAGGACAAACAUUUUCCCUGGGAAAGUGAUAGAGAAGAGAUACACGAAAUUCCCAGCACUCAGCCACGCUGUGAACAAGGGGCCGAGCUCUCCACACGGGAAAGUCAAGUGCAGUCCUGUGCUGUGGGCCCGGGGGAUGUGCAGGAGGCAGUUUCAUCCGGUUCCCCCCAACUGAGCCAAGAAGGCGAAUAUGCAAAGCCAGCGGGUGACGGAGCCCCUGAAAUAAUCGUGUCUGGUGAGAGUGACUGAAGCACCGGCAACCUGCAGGCCGCAGGAGUCCACGGGAAGACCGACUGUCCGGAGCAGGGACUCCCUACGUAGAAGUUCUGCAAGCUGCUGGGUCUCUCCUGGAGUCCCCUUAUUAUGGGGUUCCCUGCUGGCUCCUUGGCCCCACGUUGAGACCCCUCAGGGGUUUUGUCCCUGUGGGCGGUGAUCAGUAAUGAAUCUCGUGGACAGGAAGCGUCUCUGGAAGCCCAGAGCUCAGCACCGAGACGUGGGCCGGGCAGGGAGGGCGCGGCCAGCCAGCCUGGCGCUGCAGAGCAUCUGUCUGAAUUCAGAGCUCCUGUUUCUUGAUGUGUUUUACUUUUUUUAAAAAAAUGUUUUUAAAAAAAAUUGAUUUCAGCCUGGCCGGGCGUGG
Miniopterus natalensis is the source of this 1085-nucleotide messenger RNA. Lineage: Eukaryota; Metazoa; Chordata; Mammalia; Chiroptera; Miniopteridae. The record is from RefSeq and is a predicted model, not a curated record.